CACUUUCGAUCUCAAGUACUCACUGCACUUUUAAUCCUAUUCCUUUCUCUCUCAUUCACUUUUUCACUACUCCCUCUCUCUCUAAAGUAACUAUGAAGUCAAGAUUUCUUAGAGGGUGCCUUAACAAGUGCAAGAAAAUGUGCCUAAACAAGUGCAUAUCUUGUGAGGACUGUUGUGAAUGGGCUUUGUGGUCUUCUUCUUUGCAUGAAGCUUGCUCCAACAUUCCAAGUGAUGUUCCAAAGGGUCACUUGGUUGUGUAUGUGGGAGAAAACCACAAGAGAUAUGUGAUCAAGGUUUCAUUGCUCCACCAUCCACUCUUCAGGGCCUUGUUGGAUCAAGCUCAGGAAGAGUAUGACUUUAUUGCUGAUUCAAAACUCUGCAUUCCCUGUGAUGAACACCUCUUCCUUAGUGUACUUCGAUGUGCUAGCUCCCCACAGAACCAACGAGUGUGUCUGUGUCUUUGAGGAAUUGCACUUUUGGAACAUUCUUUAGUUUCUUUCCUUGCUGUUGAAAUUCUUAGUUCUAAGUUCUAACUAUGCUGAUAUGUAGCCAUCCAUAUAUAUAUAUAAUUAAUUAAUACUAUGUUGUAAGUAGGUUGAGGCAUAAUUAAGUGUCAUUUAGCUCACUGAUGCAAUUCAUCAAUUCAAGAAGAGAGAGGAUUCAA
Messenger RNA from Glycine soja, 664 nucleotides. Its product is annotated as indole-3-acetic acid-induced protein ARG7-like. The record is from RefSeq and is a predicted model, not a curated record. Gene Ontology annotation, biological process: response to auxin. The transcript has a single exon. Bases 93 to 464 code for a protein of 123 amino acids. NCBI's taxonomy places the organism in Eukaryota, Viridiplantae, Streptophyta, Magnoliopsida, Fabales, Fabaceae.